Messenger RNA from Chelonus insularis, 1420 nucleotides. RefSeq names its product SET and MYND domain containing, class 5 (gene Smyd5). The transcript has 4 exons. NCBI's taxonomy places the organism in Eukaryota, Metazoa, Arthropoda, Insecta, Hymenoptera, Braconidae. Bases 143 to 1303 code for a protein of 386 amino acids. Gene Ontology annotation, molecular function: protein binding; histone H4K20 methyltransferase activity. Gene Ontology annotation, biological process: negative regulation of gene expression, epigenetic. The record is from RefSeq and is a predicted model, not a curated record.
ACCUAAAUUCGGUAGUAUUGCCGGCUAUACAAAAAAUUACAUAAAACUUUAUUUUAUAGAUCAUCAAUUGAUAUUUUAAAUACUUAAAAAAAUUUAUAAGUAAAUUUAAUAACGAAUUUUUUGAUUAAUUUUUUAAUCCGAAAUGGAAUGCGAAGACUAUCAAGUUCGAACAAUCAAUGAAGAUAAGGGAAAAGGACUUUUUGCAUUACGUUUAUAUAAAGAAGGUGAGAUAAUAUUUGAAGAAAAGCCGGUAGUUUGUUGUCAAUUUUCGUGGAAUGCUGAUUAUGGUUACCUUGCUUGUGACAACUGUAUGAGUCCACUAGAAACAGCUGAAGAAAACGCACGUCGAUUAACUGGAAAGAAAGACCUAAUACUACCUUAUUCUGAAUGCUGUGAAACAAAAAAAGAUUUGAUUACUGAAUGCCCUGCUUGUGGAGUAAAAUAUUGCAGUAAUGAGUGUUUAAAUGAAGCAUUGGUUAAAUAUCAUCGAAUUUUGUGUCUUCAAUCGCGUGAAAAAAGCGAUAGUCAUCCACUUAUACAAUUGAAAGAAACUUGGAAACAAAUGCAUUAUCCCCCGGAGACUGCUACCAUUAUGCUUUUGGCAAGAAUGGUAUCAUAUAUAAAUCAAGCUAAUGAUAAAACAGCAGCUUUAUCGAUUUUUCAUCAAUUUUGUCACAAAACUACUAAUGAAGUUCAAGAAAUAACACAUAAUUUACUUGGAGAAAAAUUCAUUGGACAAAUUGAUGUUCUCAGGCAGCUAAUGGAAAAUGCUUUGAGUCGAGAAUACAUUCCUCAUUGGUUUACUCCAGAAGGUUUUCGGAGUUUAUUAGCUUUAGUAGGUACUAAUGGACAAGGAAUCGGAACGAGUGCUUUUAGUCGAUGGGUAAAAAAUGUAUCUGCUUUAGACUUACCUGAAGAUCGAAGAAUUCAGAUUGAUAAAUUUAUUGACAAACUUUACGACGAUAUGGAAGAAGUCGUAGGAACAUUUUUAAAUAAUGAGGGUUCAGGUCUUUACGUUCUUCAAUCAUCAAUCAAUCACAGCUGCUCUCCGAAUGCAAUAGUUGAAUUUCCGUACUCAAAUAGUACAUUGAUCAUAAAAGCAAUGCGUGAUAUUCAACCAGGAGAUGAAAUUUGUAUUGGAUACUUAGAUGAAUGUGAGUUGGAACGUAGUCGACAUUCACGUCAAAAAGCACUGAGCUCAUUAUAUCUAUUUAUAUGUCGUUGCAAUAAAUGCAUUGCACAAGCUGAUGAUCCUGAUGUAACUUCCGAAGAGGAAGAUUACGAUCAAGAAAUGUCUGAUUAAAACAAAUAAUUGAAGAAAAAAGAAUUUCGUAAACACGAAUUUUUUUUAUUCUAGUUUAAUGAAAUUUAUUUUUUUAUUAAAUCACAUGUUUAGAUGAUGUUAUUUGAUAACAAUUUU